Messenger RNA from Umbelopsis ramanniana AG, 2232 nucleotides. RefSeq lists its product as uncharacterized. NCBI's taxonomy places the organism in Eukaryota, Fungi, Mucoromycota, Umbelopsidomycetes, Umbelopsidales, Umbelopsidaceae. The transcript has 11 exons. Gene Ontology annotation, biological process: intracellular iron ion homeostasis; transmembrane transport. The record is from RefSeq and is a predicted model, not a curated record. The coding region runs from base 16 to 2157 and encodes 713 amino acids. Gene Ontology annotation, cellular component: mitochondrial inner membrane. Gene Ontology annotation, molecular function: ABC-type transporter activity; ATP hydrolysis activity; ATP binding.
CUGGGCCUUGCCUGCAUGCUACCAUUUCGGCUCUCACUGUUAACAAGGAGAGCUUUUAGUAGCUCGAUAAGGGCUCAAACAACAGGACUAAAGUUAAAACAUGGACAAAGGAGUAUUUCUACAACUGGCGGGACCAGAUCGUAUGCUUUGACAAGCCCUGGUGUACCAUGUCGAAAACCGUCAGCAAUCUACCAAGCUAUUGGCAAAAGAGCGUUCAGUAACCAAAAAAAUCAAGCUUCAUCAGAGGCAUCAUCAGCAGUAAAGAAAGAGGCAACUGGGAAGACUGUUGAAGCUAAACCUGCUGUAGUGCAGCCAACUCGAAACGCAACGGACAUGGCAAUUAUUAAACAAUUAAUGCGCUAUGUGUGGCCAAAAGACGAUAACGGUGUUAAGGCAAGAGUUGUAAUUGCUCUCGGUUUACUGGUUGGCGGAAAGCUACUCAAUGUCCAAGUUCCAUUUUUCUUCAAAAAUGUCAUUGAUUCUUUAAAUAUCACAUUCGCUGAGGAUGCUACAUUACUUACCAUCUGUGGUGCAGCAGUGAUUGGCUACGGACUGGCUCGUCUCGGGGCUAGCGCAUUCCAAGAACUUCGAAAUGCCGUGUUUGCUGCAGUGGCACAAAAGGCAAUUCGACGUAUUGCCCGCAAUGUAUUUUAUCAUCUUCAUCAGCUUGACAUGAAUUUCCAUCUUACUCGGCAGACAGGAGGCUUGAACCGUGCGAUCGAUAGAGGCACAAAAGGAAUCAGUUUUCUUUUAAGCUCCAUCGUGUUUCACGUGUUACCCACUGCGCUGGAAAUAUCUAUGGUUUGCGGUAUCUUGGCUUACAAUUUUGGCACUUCGUACGCUGCCGUGACUUUCUCCACCAUUGCGGCUUACACAGCUUUCACGGUCAUAACAACAUCUUGGCGAACCAAAUUUCGCAAGCAGGCAAAUGCUGCUGAUAACGAAGCAGCCACUACGGCUGUGGAUUCCUUAAUCAAUUUCGAAGCUGUCAAGUUUUUCAACAAUGAAAAGUACGAAACUCAGCAAUACGAUAAAUCUUUAGCAAAGUAUGAAGAGGCGUCCUUGAAGAUCGCAACUAGUCUGGCGGCCCUCAAUGCUGGACAGAAUGCUAUAUUCUCGUCUGCAUUGACUGCAAUGAUGUUCCUUUCAGCACAGGGAGUCAUGAACGGAUCUUUGACGGUUGGUGAUGUGGUCAUGGUCAAUCAGCUGGUAUUCCAGCUGUCGAUGCCUCUCAACUUCUUAGGCUCGGUAUACCGUGAACUUCGACAAUCCCUAAUAGAUAUGGAUACAAUGUUUAAUCUGGAAAAUCAAUCCGCGGGUAUCACGGAUGCACCCGAUGCAAAGGACAUCAUUUACAAGGGUGGUGAAAUUAAAUUCGAAAAUGUUACCUUUGGAUAUCAUCCGGAAAGACCCAUUCUGCAAAACGUCAGCUUUAUUGUCAACAGUGGACACAAAGUAGCUUUUGUUGGUCCAAGUGGAUGUGGUAAAUCAACCAUUCUUAGACUUCUCUUUCGGUUCUACGAGCCGCAACAAGGAAACAUUUACAUUGACGGCCAAAAUAUCCGAGAUAUCAAGCUGGAAAGUCUGCGUAAAAUAAUUGGGGUGGUUCCCCAAGAUACUACGCUGUUCAAUAACACCAUUUUGCACAACAUCAGAUAUGGGCGCAUCGAUGCUACAGAAGAGGAAGUUCAUGAUGCUGCUCGUCGUGCUGAAAUCCAUGACACCAUUAUGGCGUUGCCUGAUAAGUACAACACGAAAGUUGGGGAGCGCGGCUUAAUGCUGUCUGGUGGCGAGAAGCAACGUGUGUCACUGGCCCGAUCCAUUUUAAAAAAAUCACCAAUUGUUUUCUUGGAUGAGGCGACUGCGGCCCUGGAUACACAUACUGAGCAAGCGCUGCUAAGCAAUAUACGAUCUAUUCUUAAAGAUAGUCAUACUACCAGUUUACACAUUGCACAUCGAUUGCGCACAGUUGCUGACGCUGAUAAAAUCAUUGUGCUUCGUGAUGGUCAUGUUGCCGAAGAAGGUCGCCAUGAAGAUCUGAUGGAUGAUGUGCACAGCAUAUACAGAGAGAUGUGGAAUAAGCAAGAGAAUAGCGAAGCGUAUCUAGCGACCACCUUUGAGGAUCGACCAAAACGUGACACUGCACCUGCCGCCUAAAGUCCUCAGGUUCAGUGGCUGUGUGCCAUACCAUGAAAUGGCAGUUCAGGCAAAGCAAAAGAAACCUUCUAUUAU